This is a messenger RNA of Hermetia illucens (black soldier fly), 2889 nucleotides long. RefSeq names its product coatomer subunit gamma (gene gammaCOP). The transcript is spliced from 10 exons. Gene Ontology annotation, cellular component: Golgi membrane; endoplasmic reticulum; endoplasmic reticulum-Golgi intermediate compartment. Gene Ontology annotation, molecular function: structural molecule activity. The record is from RefSeq and is a predicted model, not a curated record. Gene Ontology annotation, biological process: intra-Golgi vesicle-mediated transport; endoplasmic reticulum to Golgi vesicle-mediated transport; protein secretion. Bases 118 to 2748 code for a protein of 876 amino acids. NCBI's taxonomy places the organism in Eukaryota, Metazoa, Arthropoda, Insecta, Diptera, Stratiomyidae.
GUCAUUGGUGGAAUUUGACAUUCGACAGGUGACGUGUCGGCGCUGUUGGCUAAAGUGUGUUGGAGUUUCGCUCGAUUUUGUGGACUUUUCGCAGUUUUUACCAGUUUUUAGUAAAACAUGGGAUCCUUCCGACGCGAUAAAGACGACGAGGAUGAAGGAGUUAACAAUGCCUAUCAGAAUUUGGAAAAGACAUCUGUUCUUCAGGAGACGAGAACUUUUAAUGAGACCCCUGUUAAUGCCAGGAAAUGCAUAACUAUCCUGACCAAGAUUCUGUAUUUGAUCAAUCAGGGCGAGCAAUUGACUUCGCGCGAAGCAACCGACUGCUUUUUUGCAAUGACCAAACUUUUCCAAUCCAAAGAUGUUGUUCUUCGUCGUAUGGUAUAUUUAGGUAUUAAAGAACUAAGCACAAUAGCUGAGGAUGUGAUCAUCGUGACCAGCUCGUUGACAAAAGAUAUGACUGGGAAGGAAGAUUUGUAUCGUGCCGCUGCGAUUCGCGCUCUUUGCAGCAUCACUGAUCCAACAAUGCUGCAAGCUGUUGAGCGAUACAUGAAGCAGUGUAUUGUAGAUCGAAAUGCCGCAGUAUCAUGCGCGGCUCUUGUAAGCUCUCUGCACUUGGCAGGUUCGGCAGGAGAUGUUGUCAAACGCUGGGCGAAUGAAGCUCAGGAAUCCUUGAAUAAUGAAAAUAUUAUGGUUCAAUAUCAUGCUUUGGGCCUUCUAUAUCAUAUCAGGAAAAGCGAUCGACUUGCUGUUUCGAAGUUGGUGAACAAGCUGACCCGACACGGAUUCAAAAGUGCAUAUGGUGUGUGCAUGUUGAUUCGAAUUGCAUGCAAAUUAAUUGAAGAGGAAGAUGCGGGUAGGGGUGAUUUGAGCGAAUCACCGACAUUCGAAUUCAUUGAAUCAUGUCUCCGCCACAAAAGCGAGAUGGUUACAUACGAGGCUGCCCACGCUAUUGUUAACUUGAAACAGACUAAUGCUCGUAUUUUAGCACCAGCUUUCAGUAUUUUGCAACUGUUCUGCAGUUCGCCAAAGGCCACUUUGCGUUUUGCAGCAGUUCGAACUCUUAACAAGGCUGCCAUGACUCACCCGACGGCAGUUACAACUUGCAACUUGGAUUUAGAAAGCCUCAUUACUGAUUCGAAUCGAUCUGUUGCCACAUUGGCUAUAACUACCUUGCUGAAAACAGGAGCGGAGAGUUCAGUUGAACGGCUGAUGAAACAGAUCUCAUCGUUCGUUGCCGAAAUUCCAGAUGAAUUCAAGGUUGUUGUCGUGCAAGCUAUUUCUUCGCUCUGUACAAAAUAUCCCCGAAAACAUGCAAUUUUGAUGAACUUCUUAAGUGGAAUGUUGCGCGAGGAAGGAGGACUGGAGUACAAAACAUCAAUUAUUGAUACUAUCAUUACAAUUAUUGAGGAAAAUGUUGAUGCUAAGGAGUCGGGCCUAUCUCAUCUUUGUGAAUUCAUUGAAGAUUGCGAGCAUACAUCCUUGGCAGUGAGAAUUUUACAUUUGUUGGGAAAAGAAGGACCAUUUUCUUCCACGCCGUCAAAGUACAUUCGUUUCAUUUAUAAUCGUGUCAUUUUGGAAAACCCGGUGGUUCGUGCAGCUGCUGUAGCAGCGCUUGCCCAAUUUGGAGCGUCGUGUCCACCUUUGUUGAAUAAUAUAUUAGUUCUCCUCGGUCGGUGUGAGAUGGAUCCUGAUGAUGAAGUUCGUGACAGAGCUACUUACUAUUACAACAUACUGAGUACUGAGAAAGCUGAUUUAUACAAAUCAUACAUUGUGGAAAAAUCGAACUGCUCCUUAUCGUUGCUAGAAAAAGGAUUGGUUCAACAUCUUAAUGGCCCUUUGGAGCAACGAUUCGAUAUAUCAGUAAUUCCCAAAGCGAUUCAAGUCGACCCGGCAACACAUGCAGACCCAAUGGUUAUAAGUACUGCUCAACGACCUCCUCGAAUGACGAGAGAAGAGGAAAGCCUCGAGAAAUUAUCCCAAGUCCUAAAUCUCCAACAAUUUGGUCCGAUACACAAGUCUUGCCUCCCUGUUCAGCUGACCGAAAGAGAAACAGAAUACACAGUACAGUGCAUAAAGCAUAUUUUUUCGAAACAUUUGGUCUUACAGUUCGAUUGUUUGAAUACUUUAUCCGAUCAACUUUUGGAAAAUGUUGUUGUUGAUUUGGAUAUAACGGACAACUACAAAGUGACAGCAAAAGUACCUUGUCGACAACUACCGUACAAUGAAUUGGGAUCAACGUUUAUCGUUCUUGAAUUCCCAUCGGACAUUCCUGAUUCAGUUGCCACUUUUGGUGCAGUAUUGAAGUUUGUGGUGAGGAAUUGUGAUCCAAAGACCGGAGAGCCGACAUAUCAGGAGUACGACGAUGAAUAUGUUUUGGAAGAUCUAGAAAUUACGGUGGCAGAUCAAAUUCAGAAAAAUAAGAAAACGAAUUUCACGGCCAUCUGGGAAACUUCAAAUACCGAAGAUUAUGUAGAAUGUGAAGAGGUGUUUUGCUUAUCAUCCACCAAAACGCUUCAAAAUGCAGUGGACAAUGUUUUGAAAUUCCUAGGAAUGAGCGCUGCGAACGGGACUGAAAAAGUGCCUGAAGGAACCCAUACGCACACACUUCUUUGUUCAGGAACUUUCCGAAACGGAGCGGAGAUAUUAGUGCAAGCUAAGUUGGCAGUUCCGGAAUACGUCACCAUGAAAUUAACGGUGCGCUCUACAGAUGAUGAUGUUGCUGAGAUGAUGCUGUCUGCCGUGGGUUAAAUACUUAGCAUGCGUUCACAAAUUGUAAUUGCAUAUUCCGAUUUGAAACAUUUUUGCUUAAAUAUAAUAUAUAUGUAUUCUUUUCUCAAGUUAUUUUACGGUCUAGAUUGUUAAUAAAUAUAAAUAAACCCUCGUAAGUAA